AUGGUCCCUCUUAUCCUUGGGCAGAGCCCACCUGGCUUUCGAAAACAUCUUGGUCUUCUGGAGAAAAAGAAAGAUUACAAACUUCGUGCAGAUGAUUAUCAUAAAAAACAAGAAUUCCUCAAAGCUCUUCGAAAGAAGGCUCUUGAAAAAAAUCCAGAUGAAUUCUAUUAUAAAAUGACUCGAGUUAAGCUCCAGGAUGGAGUUCAUAUUAUUAAGGAGACUAAGGAAGAAGUAACUCCAGAACAGCUCAAGCUGAUGAGAACACAGGAUGUCAAGUACAUAGAAAUGAAAAGGCUCGCGGAAGCUAAGAAAAUUGAAAGACUAAAAUCAGAGCUCCAUCUGCUGGAUUUCCAGGGGAAGCAACAAAAUAAGCAUGUGUUCUUUUUUGAUACCAAAAAGGAAGUUGCACAGUUUGAUAUUGCUACUCACCUGCAAACAGCCCCGGAACUAGUCGACAGAGUAUUUAAUAGACCCAGGAUAGAGACCUUGCAGAAGGAAAAAGUGAAAGGAGUUACCCAUGAGACUCGACUUAAGCGGAUAGCUAAAGAAAGGCAAAAGCAGUAUAACUGCUUAAUGCAGCGGAUUGAACGAGAGAAGAAAAUGUUCAUUAUUUCUCAGAAAAUACAAACACGCAAAGAUCUUAUGGAUAAAACUCAGAAGGUGAAGGUGAAGAAAGAAACAGUAAACUCCCCAGCUAUUUAUAGAUUUCAGCAUUGUCGAAAACGUUGAAGUGUUAUAAAAUAGCCCUAUCAUUCCAUAUCAACAAUACGUUGUUUUUGAAGUAUUAAUGAUUCUAUUGGUCCAGAUGUGUGGGUUUUCUGUUUGUGAGUAUGGUUUCUUGUCAGUCUGGUAGUGGAUGCCUUUCUAUGAACAUUAAAUUAACUUCCUCCAUGG
Messenger RNA from Dipodomys ordii (Ord's kangaroo rat), 894 nucleotides. RefSeq names its product UTP11-like, U3 small nucleolar ribonucleoprotein (yeast) (gene Utp11). Lineage: Eukaryota; Metazoa; Chordata; Mammalia; Rodentia; Heteromyidae. The record is from RefSeq and is a predicted model, not a curated record. Gene Ontology annotation, cellular component: small-subunit processome; nucleolus. The coding region runs from base 1 to 729 and encodes 242 amino acids. Gene Ontology annotation, biological process: rRNA processing. The transcript has 8 exons.